AACACUAGAAGGGCUCCUCUACAGGGCUCAAAGCCCGAGGGCCCUGCCGCUGACCCUGAGCUGCAGGGCCCAGAAGCUCCUACUGGAAGGAUCAAGGAUAAAUGAUAUGACCUGGAAUGAGGGAUUGCAUCUCAGUAGCUAGAAACCCGGCACAAGCCAGAGAAUCCUGCUCGCUGGCCUCUGUGUCCCGGGCCGGAAAGCUGAGCGCCCGGAACCUUUGUACGCGAGCUUCCCAGAACCCGGGCUGUAUUAGGCGCUGCGCGGCGGCUUGCCGGAGCUGGUUGCCAGGGUGACGCCUGAGAAGAUGGCUGCUGCGUCUUCGUCGGAUUCCGACAGCGGCAGAGCUGAGAGCAGUGAAGCCAGUUCGAAAUGGCUGGAUGCACACUACGACCCCAUGGCCAACAUCCACACCUUUUCCGCCUGCCUGGAGCUGGCAGAUUUGCAUGGGGACGGGGAGUACAAGCUGGUGGUGGGGGACCUUGGCCCAGGUGGGCAGCAGCCCUGCCUGAAGGUGCUUAAAGGACCCACAGUGCUGAGCGAAAGCCCGCUACCUGCCCUGCCAGCCGCUGCUGCCACCUUCCUCAUGGAGCAACACGAACCCCGGACCCCAGCGCUGGCACUCGCGUCAGGCCCUUGUGUGUACGUGUAUAAGAAUCUCAGGCCCUACUUCAAGUUCAGCCUGCCGCAGUUGCCUCCAAACCCCCUGGAACAAGACCUCUGGAACCAGGCCAAAGAGGACCGGAUUGACCCCCUGACCCUGAAGGAGAUGCUGGAGGGCAUCCGGGAGAAGGCAGAGGUGCCUUUGUCUGCACAGUCACUCAGGUUUCUGCAGCUGGAGCCGAGUGAAAUGGAGGCAUUUGUGAACCAGCACAAGUCCAAGUCCAUCAGGCGGCAGACAGUCAUCACCACCAUGACCACCUUGAAGAAGAACCUGGCUGACGAGGAUGCUGUGUCCUGCCUGGUGCUGGGCACUGAGAACAAGGAGCUCCUGGUGCUGGACCCAGAGGCCUUCACUGUUUUGGCCAAGAUGAGCCUACCCAGCGUCCCCGUCUUCCUGGAGGUUUCUGGCCAGUUCGAUGUGGAGUUCCGUCUUGCUGCUGCCUGCCGCAACGGGAACAUCUAUAUUCUGAGAAGAGACUCCAAGCGCCCCAAGUACUGCAUCGAGCUGAGUGCCCAGCCCGUGGGGCUUGUCCGGGUUCACAAGGUCCUGGUGGUGGGCAGCAACCGAGACAGCCUGCAUGGCUUCACCCACAAGGGUAAGAAGCUGUGGACAGUGCAGAUGCCUGCUGCCAUCCUGACCAUGAACCUCCUGGAGCAGCGCUCCCGGGGCCUGCAGGCCGUCAUGGCCGGACUGGCCAACGGAGAGGUCCGCAUCUACCGCGACAAGGCCCUGCUUAGCGUCGUCCGGACGCCGGAUGCAGUGACCAGCCUUUGCUUUGGCCGCUACGGGCGGGAAGAUCACACCCUCAUCGUGACUACACGAGGUGGUGGCCUGAUUAUAAAGAUCCUGAAGCGAACAGCAGUGUUUGUGGAGGGGGGAGGUGAAGCAGGUCCCCCACCAGCCCAGGCCAUGAAACUCAACAUGCCCCGAAAGACCCGGCUUUAUGUGGAUCAGACACUGCGAGAGCGGGAAGCCGGCACCGCCAUGCACCGGACCUUCCAGGCAGACCUCUACCUGCUGCGCCUCCGGGCCGCCCGUGCCUACGCUCAGGCCCUCGAGUCCAGCCUGAGCCCCGUGUCUGCGACGGCGCGGGAGCCACUCAAGCUGCACGCUGUGGUUCAGGGCCUGGGCCCCACCUUUAAGCUCACCCUUCACCUGCAGAACACCUCAACAGCCCGACCCAUCCUGGGGCUGCUGGUCUGCUUCCUGUACAACGAGGGCCUCUAUGCUCUGCCCCGGGCCUUCUUCAAGGUCCCCUUGCUGGUGCCAGGGCUCAACUACCCCCUGGAGACCUUUGUGGAGAGUCUUAGCGACAAGGGCAUCUCAGACAUUAUCAAGGUGCUGGUGCUCCGAGAAGGCCAGAGCGCACCCCUGCUCAGCGCCCACAUCAACAUGCCUGUGAGUGAGGGGCUGGCAGCUGCCUGACGCCUGAGCCCGUGUUAAAGCCCCUGUGGAAUCAGGACCAGGGAGAUCCAGCCCCUUCCACUGAGCCGGGCGGAGUCCACGGCCCCAGGCCCCCUCCGCUGCAGCAGUGUGCUGGGCGACAGCCUUCCUCUCCUCUCCUAGUGCGCCUUUCUCACCACCCUGACCACUGGGUGACCUGUAGCAGCAGGUCAGUGAGUCCCCAGGAGGUUGGGCUCCGUCCUCCUCAGGGAAACCCAGGCAUUGGCCCUUUGGGCACUCUCUUCUCCCCACUUUUCCCCAGAAACCACUCCCAGGUCUGAAGGCAGAGUUCUGAAGUGCUCAAGGUGAGAUGAGGGCAUAGGCCCAGCCUCCUCGUCUGCCGCUUCCCUUAGGCAUGUCACUCUGCUGCUGCUGCUGCAGAAUUGGCUGGGGCCUUGCCCGAGACAAUCAGAGGCUUUUCUUGGGUGAGACUGAGCCCCCUGUUGCUCCCUGGGGUUCCAGAGGCUUGGCUCCUGCCAGCUCAGCUUGCAGGCAAAACACAUGCUCUCUGAUCUCCCCUCGUGAGCUCAGCAGGGGGCCCCGGGAAUAGCUGCCUUCCCACAGGAAGUCUUAGGCUCAGCUAAGGUCUCAGGCCUGUGAUGCUCCAUGAAGAUCACCAAGGGAGAAGCUGCUGCAGAGGGGCAGAGAGUGCCGUGCAGGAGCUAGUGGCCCCAGCCCCCACCAGGCUUCUGAAGACCACACAGCUGCUGCUCCUGGCUUGGAUGCUCGUGCCCAGAAAGCAUCCCAGGAGAGGAAGGCUCAGCUAGACAGAGCAGAGGUGGGGCCGCGGCACACAGCAG
Messenger RNA from Kogia breviceps (pygmy sperm whale), 2904 nucleotides. RefSeq names its product Bardet-Biedl syndrome 1 (gene BBS1). Gene Ontology annotation, biological process: protein localization to cilium; non-motile cilium assembly. Gene Ontology annotation, cellular component: BBSome; axoneme; centrosome. NCBI's taxonomy places the organism in Eukaryota, Metazoa, Chordata, Mammalia, Artiodactyla, Physeteridae. The record is from RefSeq and is a predicted model, not a curated record. Gene Ontology annotation, molecular function: smoothened binding; patched binding.